AAAAUGGAUAUAUAUUUGUUUUUCAUAUGCUAAAGAAAGAAAAAAAGAGGAAGGAACUCGCUCUGUGACACGUGAGUCAACUUUCCUGACGUGGACCCGUUCUGCCAAAAGAAACUGUAAAGGGCAAAACAAGGAGGUGCAGCAGAGCGGAGAGACAGAGGAGGGAGAGAGAACCUGGGCUGAGGUGAGCAAAGAAGCAUUUGGGAAAGCGGAGGCGAAAGAGAGGGCGACCAAAAGGCAAGGGGAGUGAGGCGCCCCGGUCCUACCAGCAAAGCCUAGGGGGGGAGUAGAAGAAGAAGAAGAAGAAGAAGAAGGAGAAGGAGAGAGGAGGGAGAAGAGUUGGCUGGACAUGGGGCUCUGGACCGUUCUCCUCAUCUGUCUCUCCCAGGUUGAGCUGGGGAGAGUCUGGGCUCACCAGCAUAAAGAUGCACUGACCGGGAAACAUCUGCGGACAGAUGUGGGUCCGUCCAGCCUGCACAGAACCAGGAGGGACCAGCAGAACCCACACAAACACAGAGAAGCCCGCAACAUCGGAGGAAGAGGACUUGAUGUCAGUACUCUGCCUGGCAACACAACCCACAUCAUGGACUCCCAGCAGUACUACACAUGGCAGAGUUUCGGUCCAACGGACAGACGGUCGGGGGACAAGUGGGUCGAUCUGAACAACCUGCACAAGAGCCAAGUCCAGAUCCACGGCAUACUGUCCAACGCACACCAGAAGGCCGCGAGGGUGGCACUUUCCUUUGAUUUCCCUUUUUAUGGACACCACCUGAGACAAAUUAUCAUCGCGACUGGUGGGUUCAUCUUCAUGGGGGACGUCACUCAUCGUAUGCUGACCGCCACCCAGUACAUCGCUCCCCUCAUGGCCAACUUCGACCCCAGCUUCUCCAAAAACUCCACCGUGAGGUACUCGGACAACGGUCGCCUGUUUGUAGUGCAGUGGGACAACGUGCGCCUGAAGGACCGCGAGGCCGAAGGGUCUUUCACUUUCCAGGCGGUGCUCGACAGCAACGGAACCGUCAUUUUCAACUACAGAGAAGUCCCCAUCCCAGUGGAGCAAAUUAAUUCCACCGAGCACCCGGUGAAAGUGGGACUGUCUGACGCAUUUCUGGCCCGCCUCCCUUCCUUACAGCCGUCGGAAGCCAAUCAACGUACCAUCUACGAGUAUCAUCGGGUUGAGAUUGACACCGAAAAGAUUGUCAGCGGAUCUUCUUUUGAGCUAACACCUUUGCCGACUUGCCUUCAACACACGUCCUGUGAACUCUGCGUCACCUCCAAUCUGACCGCCGGCUGCGGCUGGUGCAACACACUUCAACGAUGUUCCGACGGGAUCGACCGGCACAGACAGGAGUGGUUGGAUUACAACUGUCCUGAAGAGGCGAAAGGGACGUGUGAGGACUACAACCCCAUACCACCCGAGGGAUCGAUGAGCUCCUUCAACCAGUCUUCUCCAGGGCCAACGGCUUCUUCAGCAGCGGACGAAGAACAGCACGUCACCACAGACGUGCAGGCGGGUUCCCCGAACGUCACCGGGAUCACGGAGAACGCGGCCAUCAUAGCCGGCGUGGUGGGCGCGCUGGUUCUGCUCGUGGCUUUGACCUUACUGGCGGUCUACUACAUCAACACGCACCCCACGGUGGCUCCACCCUUCUACCUCAUGCAGCGUCGCACCAACAACUAUUGGCCUUCCAUGAAGUUCCACAACCAGGGCUGUCAGUCCAGCUAUGCCGAGGUCGAACUCGGGGGUCACGAAAAGGACGGCUUCAUCGAGUCCGAGCAGUGCCUGUAAAGGUCCCCGGGACAGUCGGGACGGGAGAAGCGAGGACACCGCCUUGAGGACUGCGGAGACAUCACAGGUGGAAGAAUAUGGACAACCGGGGUGUCCCUCCUCCACACGUGACGGCGUCUGCAGUAACCGCCCUCGUAGUUCUUGCCAGCUUUCUCCGUGUCUUUUGCUCUUUGCCACCGCACGGGGGAUUUGACAUUUUCGACACAAGGGUCGGAGGCUCUGAGAGGACGGCGACCACAAAAUAUGACGACGUGCAAACGUACUGUACAAAAAAAAAGAGAAGAAAAAAAACAUUAACGCAGGCAGACGACAGGGGAGGAAUCGAAGUAGCCUUCUUACUGCAAAGCAACAUACGGCUCAACGUAACCAUGUGUUUCUAUAAACUUUAUGGAGUUAUUUUUGUUUCAUGAAAGUUCUAUGCGACCGACGAUUUGUUCAUAAAAUGUUAUAUUUCUGUUCACUUUCACUAUAACAGAUAUUUAGCUAUAUAACUGAUAGUGAUUAUAAUUACCAUCUUCAACCUCUCAGGAGGAGUGUUGUUUAGAUUGAUUUUAGAGAUGCAGUUAUGACUGUUUUCCUUUAACCAUUCUGUUUAAAUGUCUUCUAAUAAAAGUUGGUGGUGAGUGUUGAUAAUAAUCUCAGGCUUAGUGA
Gasterosteus aculeatus aculeatus (three-spined stickleback) is the source of this 2440-nucleotide messenger RNA. Its product is annotated as plexin domain-containing protein 1. The record is from RefSeq and is a predicted model, not a curated record. NCBI's taxonomy places the organism in Eukaryota, Metazoa, Chordata, Actinopteri, Perciformes, Gasterosteidae.